This is a messenger RNA of Cannabis sativa, 1023 nucleotides long. RefSeq lists its product as uncharacterized. The coding region runs from base 1 to 1023 and encodes 340 amino acids. Lineage: Eukaryota; Viridiplantae; Streptophyta; Magnoliopsida; Rosales; Cannabaceae. The transcript has a single exon. The record is from RefSeq and is a predicted model, not a curated record.
AUGGUUGCUUUCAAAGUGAUGCAUUAUUUGAAGCGCAAAACUAAAGGCAAACAGAGAUACAUGGUCGUGAAAAUAGAUAUGUCUAAAGCAUAUGACUGUGUGGAGUGGUCAUAUCUCAAGACUGUUAUGCGCUGCAUGGGGUUUGCUGAUUGUUCGAUAAACUUGUUACUUGAAUGUGUCUCAACGGUUCGAUAUUCGGUUGUUCAUGGAGUUCAUAUGAUGGGACCUAUAGUUCCUUCUCGCGGUAUUCGGCAGGGUGAUCCCCUCUCAACUUAUCUCUUUAUUAUUUGUGCUGAAGGUUUCUCCACUCUAAUUAAACGUUACGAAUCUCGUUGUCUUCUGAGAGGUUGUCGUGUUGCUCGUGGCGCUCCUUCAGUCACUCAUAUGUUGUUCGCUGAUGAUAGUUAUUUUUUUUGUCAAGCCUAUCCUGAUGCUGCUGCUCGUGUCAUAACUCUCCUGCGAACCUUCGAGAAAGCUUCAGGCCAACAAGUAAACCUUGAUAAGUCCUUGAUUUCUUUUAGUACCAAUACUGAUGUCGGUACUCAUGCUGACAUGUGCUCUAUUUUGAAUAUGAGUGCUGCUACCGAUAAUAGCAUGUAUCUUGGUCUUCCCAGUACUAUUGGCAGAAACAAAACAUCUAUUUUGGGCUUUUUGAAGAAUAAGAUAAAGUCUAGAAUCAGCAGUUGGGACGGUAAGCUUCUAUCUUGGGCCGGAAAAGAAGUUCUCCGCAAAUCUGUUGUCCAAUCCCUGCCUUUCUAUGCUAUGAGUGUCUUCUUGUUGCUUGUCAAAACUUGUACUGAAAUUGAACGUCUUAUGGCUCAAUUUUGGUGGAAGACUACUUCUAACAAAAGUCGCGGUAUUGUCUGGAUGAACUGGGAUCAUAUGGCCUCUCACAAAAAUCAAGGUGGUCUUGGCUUUCGGCGACUUCUUGACUUCAACCUUGCUAUGUUAGCUAAGCAAGGAUGGCGAUUUUCGCCAGCAGAAUUUACAAAGCUCGUUAUUUUCCAAGAGGUGAUUUUCUGA